AUGAAUACGGAGCAUGGGCAGCAGUGGUCCAGGGCCCACAGGGGCCAGAGCUCCAGGGACAGGAAGUCCAGAAAGCGCAACAAGCACAAAGAAACCUACUCAAUGUAUGUCUACAAGGUGCUGAAGCAGGCGCACCCUGACAUCAGCAUCUCAGCCAAGGUCCUGAGCAUCAUGAACUCAUUUGUGAAUGACACCUUUGAGUGACUGUCUGGCAAGGCUGCCUGGCUAGCCCAGUACUUGGGCCAUACCACCCUGACUUCACGGAAAGUCCAGACGGCCAUAUAUCUGCUGCUGCCAGGGGAGCUGGCCAAGCAUGUUGUGUCCGAGGGCACCAAGGCCAUCACCAGGUACACCAGCUCCAGGUGA
Messenger RNA from Ochotona princeps (American pika), 366 nucleotides. Its product is annotated as histone H2B type 2-K1. Gene Ontology annotation, cellular component: nucleosome. The record is from RefSeq and is a predicted model, not a curated record. The transcript is spliced from 2 exons. NCBI's taxonomy places the organism in Eukaryota, Metazoa, Chordata, Mammalia, Lagomorpha, Ochotonidae. Gene Ontology annotation, molecular function: structural constituent of chromatin; DNA binding; protein heterodimerization activity.